AGUGGUUCAUUAGGUGUGAAGGUGAUGUGGCAUCCACACCAGAUGCCAUUGCUUUUCUUCCACUUUUAAAAGCUUACUCUCUAUAUUCCUUCCUCCUUAAACCUCAGCUUACACAACACACUCUAAGCCAUCUUUCAUUUCCUUCCUCAACACCUCCUUCAACUCUCUCUCUCUCUCUCUCUCUCUCUCUCUCUCUCUCUCUCUCAUGGCAACAAAACCAGCUGAAGAACUUCCUGGAUCCUUGAAAUACCAGACAUGGGUAUUGAAAGUGUCAAUUCAUUGUGAAGGGUGCAAAAAGAAGGUCAAGAAAGUUCUUCAAAGCAUUGAAGGGGUUUACGCUAUUGCGAUUGAUUCUCAGCAGCACAAAGUCACAGUGACCGGCAACGUGGAGGCAGAAACCUUGCUGAAGAAGCUAUGGAGGUCAAACAAGCUGGCCGAGCUUUGGCCAGAACCGAAGAAGGGGAAAAAGUCCAAGAAGAACAAAGAUAAUGGUGAAGCAGAUGGUGACAACGGUGAUGAAGCGAAAAAUCCUUCUGAGAAAAACCAACAAGCCGAUGAGAAUGGUGGUGAUGAUGCUGAUGAUGAUGACGGUGACUCAGACAAAGAGGAUGGAAAUCAAAGCAAUGAAGCUGGUGGAGAACAAAGUGGUGGUGCCGCUGGUGGUGGUGCUUCAAGUGGAGCUAAAAAGAAGAAAAAGAAAAAGAAGAAGAAGGCACAAAAUGGGAAUCCUCCAAAUGGCAGUACUGGCACCCCCGGGGAGCAUCCCGGUGUUGCUCAUCCGGCGGGUGCUAAUGGGCCGCUUAUGGUUGGUCCAGACAUGUCUCACCCUAUGGCUGCCAUGAAUCUCGGCCCACCGAUCCAACAUAUGUACCCGGGUCCAUACCCGCCACCGGUGUAUUAUCAGCCUCCUCCGGCAGCAUACGGGCUAAGUUACAGUACAACGUAUCCAAGCACAAGUGCUUCAUAUUUCACCCCUGUUAUGCAUGAUACCACGUACUAUCACCCGGACAUAUACUCGCCCUCUGAUCCUGUUGAUUCAUAUACAGACGAUGAUGAGGAAAAAGGCUGCUACAUUAUGUGAAAAUGUUGUACAAUAUUAAGAGUAUGCUUGGUGUGUUAUGGGGAAAGGAGAGGCUUAACUGUGUACAACGUACAAGUUAACAUAUGAAACGGUUGAGCUUAGUGUAAUUAGCCUUAGGGGAGAGAAAUAAAAAGGGCUUGUAAUGGGUUUGGCCGUCUAUGUAUUAGUGUUUGGUUGCUUUUGCACAAGUUUGUGUUUGACUAUCCAAUAGAAUAGAAUUUCAAUGUAUUUGCUACUUGUAGGACCUGAAAAAUCUUCUUUUGCUCUCAAAA
Molecule: messenger RNA, 1353 nt
Organism: Argentina anserina (silverweed cinquefoil)
Lineage: Eukaryota; Viridiplantae; Streptophyta; Magnoliopsida; Rosales; Rosaceae
Product: heavy metal-associated isoprenylated plant protein 36-like
Exons: 3
Coding region: 206-1081 (291 amino acids)
Molecular function (GO): metal ion binding
Source: RefSeq, a predicted model, not a curated record